AUGAGCAAUCAGAGAGCCGGCACCCACACGGCAAAACGCCCCCGUCUCGGCGAGCGUACUAUGCUGGCCUGCAUCGGUUGUAAGCAGAAGAAGUUAAAGUGCGACGGCCAAAGUCCGAAAUGCCAAAACUGCGUCAGAACAGGACGAGACUGCCUGGUUGAAGAUCCCGGGACCGGCUUGCAUCGUCCGCGGGAUUACAUGAAGUCGCUAGAAGCCCGCGUAGCCUAUCUCGAAGGUCUUCUACAGCAGGUCCGGCCCGAGGUCGCGCUUGAUCACUUCGGUCCCAACGAGGGCCGCGACGGAGAGCACGCGGGCCCGCCCGGCGCCGGCUCCGCGACACAGCCGAUGCCCAUCAUGCACAUGCCCUCCGCAUUUCAGGGCCUGCCCGAACCCUCGUCGUUUGAAGACAUGGACUUCUCACGCGCCCUCCGAGCGCCGUCCGUCGAUCCGGAUGACCAUCAUGUCGACAUGCUGUCCUCGGAGGUUGCCCUUUUGUGUCUGAGUGCGGCCGGGAGAGAGCCGCACUACUUCGGGCCGUCGUCUGCGGUGUCUUUCUCGCGGAUCGUGAGCGCGACUAUGGGUUUGGCUAGUGGAGGCGGAAGCUCACAGCACAGUCAUGCUGGCCGGGGGAAGGGUCUCCGGUCGGAGGUUCCUCGUGAGGUCCCUUUGAGGCUCCCGUCGCCAACUCUGAGGGCCAACUUGUCGGAGGCUUAUUUCAACAACAUCCACCCACAGUAUCCCUUUCUUCACAAGCCCACGUUUCAAAUAUGGGAAGAGAGCUGCUUGAAAGCAAGUCUCGAAGGCGAUCUGAGUAGCGUCAGCGACGUGUCUCUCUUUUUCGUGCUGAUGGUCUACGCCAUAGGAUCUCUUGUGCUGGGGCAAAGCCACUAUGAUGCCGCAGAGGCUUAUUACUCGAUGGCAUUGGACCAUAUUGCAGCGGUGCUUGACCUUGACAGCCUCGAGUCAAUCCAGGCGAUUUUGUCUUGCGCUGUGUACUCAAUAAGGUCGCCGGUAGGAGUAAGCUUAUGGAAGGUGUCUGGCAUGGCUAUACGCCACUGCAUUGAACUUGGAUAUCACCGUAGCGCAGAACGGUAUCACAGGAAUACCGAUACCUUGACGAAGGAGAUGUCCAAGAGAUGCUUCUGGGUCGCCUAUGACAUCGACAGGGUAGUGGCCUUCACCCUUGGCCGGCCAGUUGGCAUUCCGGAUGAUUCUAUCGAUGUCGAGCUACCUUUAGACAUGGAUGAUGAGAACAUCACAUCCGCCGGUCUCAUGUCAAAUCCCCGUCCAAGCUCCACUGACCCCCCAACGCUCAUGACUGGCUUCAUACACGCCAUUCAACUUCGCCGUCUAUGGACCAAGAUCAGCGACAACCUAUACCCCCCGUCCGCCCGUCGCUGCGGGAACAAUUGCGGACAGAAGGCCACGAUGGAAAGCCUCCGCAAAGAGUUGGAAGAAUGGCGAGCCAGCACGCCCGACCAACUCGAUUACUCCAGAUCUCAUCCUCUAUCCGUCUUUACGUCGAGUUCGUGGUUCCAGAUUGCCUACGAUCAUUCCAUUCUGCUGCUCUACAGGCACUAUAUGAUGGGUCUACCCAGUACCCUUGGGCCUGCUGAGGGUGGUGGUCAGGUGAACAACAACGAUCCCGAGGUGACUGAACGCGCCUUGGAAGAGUGUGCAACGCGCGCCCGCGAGAUGUGCCUCCUUUACCGCCGGGUAUACCAGAGUUCCUCUGUCCAGUUCACAUGGGGCAGUCUACAUAUACUCUUCUUGGGCGGGCUCACAUAUUUGUAUUGCCUGUGGCGCUCGAAACGCGUGCGGGACAUGGUUCGACAGGCCGACGUUGUGACAACGUGCAUGGCUUGCACGACUGUUCUCAUCAUCAUUGCCGAGAGGUGGAAUCUGGCAACGUCCUACCGCGAUAUUUUCGAGACGUUAUCUCAGCGGACGAUUACCAUGGUCUGCAACGAUGGCCACAAGCCCGGUCCUACGUCUUUACCAGCUAUCGGACCUGGUCCGAACUUGGAGAGUCAGAUACCGAUGGGUGGCGCAAGCCCGUCUGGGAUGCAGGACUGGAUCAACGAUCUGGACCCUCUGGCUAUUCCGCAAGAGUCUGAGUGGCUGGUACAGCAACUUAACCUACUCCAAGGUAUGGGGAAUUUCUAG
This is a messenger RNA of Colletotrichum karsti, 2166 nucleotides long. Its product is annotated as fungal specific transcription factor. Gene Ontology annotation, molecular function: DNA-binding transcription factor activity, RNA polymerase II-specific; sequence-specific DNA binding; zinc ion binding. Gene Ontology annotation, biological process: DNA-templated transcription; positive regulation of transcription by RNA polymerase II. NCBI's taxonomy places the organism in Eukaryota, Fungi, Ascomycota, Sordariomycetes, Glomerellales, Glomerellaceae. Bases 1 to 2166 code for a protein of 721 amino acids. The transcript is spliced from 6 exons. The record is from RefSeq and is a predicted model, not a curated record.